CAUCGAUUAGCUUCGUGACCUAUAAAUUAAUUAUAAGGCCUCCAUCUCUAAAUCCUUUAGUGGAGUCUAUGAAUAGCUAUCUCUAAAAGAAAAUGACACUAGAACGCCCUUCGUCAGAUGCCACCAAUCAUCUCAAGCAGCUUUAUGCCGCCUAUCGUCAUACUAGCGACAUAAGCUUGAAAGGCAACUACUUUUCUUCUACCUGUUUCCAGAUAUGCCGCCCACAGCCAUCAUUUGCAGCUCGAGAUAGAGAGACUAUUGUGCGAUAUCUCUACGAGUCGGCACGUAAAAGCCUUAGCACCUCGUCAUCGACUGCUAAAGCAGUCGAAAAGGAGUCGAAAAGGAGUUAUUAUACGAUCCGGGCCCUACAGGAAGACGAAUUCGAGUUCGGCACCGAUGAGCAAGUUAAGCCAACUGGGUUUGGAACAGCAGACGAUAUCAGGCAAAAAGCAAAAGCUGAGGGGUGGGUAGGCAUGAGAGUCGACUUGUGGGAUGAAGAGGGCGAAGAGGGAAAUGAGGGGCGCCUAAUCAAAGUGCAGUACUGGUGGAGGAAAGAGGAGCAAGGAUGGAUACAGAUUCUUCAUGACAUUAUGUAUAUAGGGCCAAGAGAUGGGACCGAGGGCAGCCAAGGUGAGCUGCUUGAGUGAUGCUAUUUAGGCUCUUUGUCACUUAAGCCCUUGAUACAUUACCGC
Molecule: messenger RNA, 692 nt
Organism: Trichoderma asperellum CBS 433.97
Lineage: Eukaryota; Fungi; Ascomycota; Sordariomycetes; Hypocreales; Hypocreaceae
Source: RefSeq, a predicted model, not a curated record